Messenger RNA from Procambarus clarkii (red swamp crayfish), 1806 nucleotides. Its product is annotated as zinc finger protein 84. The record is from RefSeq and is a predicted model, not a curated record. Lineage: Eukaryota; Metazoa; Arthropoda; Malacostraca; Decapoda; Cambaridae.
GACGAAUGUCAUGCAGUACUAACAGCCAAGACCAUGAAGUUCAUGUAAGUGGCAGAAACUGUGCAUACGAAUGUCAGCACUUGGUGUCAUAGAACACAAUGUCAGCAGUGCACUACAUGUGCAACAUCCUCACUACUGUAUGCUCACCCCAAGCAGCAGCUUGUGGAUGCUAGUUCACUCCACUCGUUCAAAUAAUGUCAAGUACUGUACAUCAUUCAUCUGAAUUAUUCAACUAACAUCAAAUGAACUGAAGUUGGCAAAAAAAAAUUUGAUCAAGCAUUACACAAUGGCAACCAGCACAGAAAAGAAACCACAUCAUCAUGCAUCGAGUUUACAAGACAGUGUUGAUAAGUCGGAUUUAGUAAAGCACACAGAUACUUGCACUCGAGAGAAGCCAUAUCAGUGUUCAAAAUGCUUAGAAGACUUCUCUGAUGAAUCUGAUCUAGUAUCACACAUGAUAACGCACACAGAAGAUAAAACAGACCAAUGUUUGAAAUGUAUAAGGGGCUUUGCACAGAAAUCUGAUUUUAUAAGCCAAAUGUGUACUCACACUCGAGAUAAACCAUAUUGGUGUUCAGUUUGUUUAGAAGAUUUUACAGAUAAAUCUAAUCUAGUAUCACACAUGAGAACCCAUAAAGAAAAGAAACCAUUUCAAUGUUCAAAGUGCUUAGUAGAAUUUUCAAAUAAAUCUCAUCUAAUAUCACAUAUGAUAACACAUACUGGAAAGAAACCACAUCAGUGUUCAGAGUGUUUUAAAGACUUCUCACGAAAAUAUGAUUUAUUAUCACACAUGAGAACUCACACAGGAGAGAAACCCCAUCAAUGUCCAAUAUGUUUAAAAUUCUUUUCUCACAAAUCUGCUGUAAUAACACACAUAAGAACUCACACAGGUCAGAAACCAUAUAAGUGUUCAGAGUGUUCAAAAGGCUUUACGCGAAAAUAUGAUUUAGUAAGGCAUAUGAGAAUUCACACUGGGGAGAAACCGUAUCAAUGUGCAGUGUGUUUGAAAAACUUUAUACAAAAGUCAAGUCUAUUAUCACACAUGCGAACUCAUACAGGAGAGAAACCACAUCAGUGUUCAGUGUGUCUGAGAGAUUUCACAAUGAAAUGUGACUUAUUAAGGCACAUGAGAAUUCACACUGGUGAGAAGCCCUUUAAGUGUUCAGUGUGUCUUAAAGCUUUUAGACAACAUCCUGCUUUAGUAAACCACAGUAAAGUUCACACUGAAGAGAAACCAUCAGUGUUCAGAUCAUUUAAAAGAUUUUAAAAGUAUAAUCUUUUACCUUAAGAGAAUUCAAACAUGGGUUAAAUAAAUUUUUAUCUCCUUUAGAAGACCUCACAAAAAUCUGAUGAUAUUUAACAUACGAGACUCACUCCAAAGUGGUGCCACCAAAAAUGUAUAAUAUGUUAAAACAAAUUCUAUCUAGUAAAACAUGGAAACUCUCACUGGACAGCAACCAUAUCAUUAUUCAUAAUGGCUAGCAUCCAUUCUCACCAGUGUGAAUAUGAUGGCUAGCAUCCAGAUGAACACCUCCAUUAAUAACAUCCAGUUCCCAGAAUAGCAGGAUUACAGAAAAGACACAUGACCAUAUUUCCAUGGAAGACAUUACCACGGGUACAUCGUCGGCCGGGAUUAAAGGUGACAUUGUCAGGCGGUCAAGAACAAUAAGAGGACUGGACCCAAGACAGCAGCCUCAUUAGACGUUGAGAUGCAAGUCUUGUCUUAAUCACACACUCAGACCUUGAUAAAGCACUCAGAGUGCAAAAGACUUGGUGUAAAUUCCUUACAUAAAUUUCACAAAUACA